Trichoplax adhaerens is the source of this 813-nucleotide messenger RNA. RefSeq lists its product as uncharacterized. Gene Ontology annotation, molecular function: ATP binding; protein kinase activity. The record is from RefSeq and is a predicted model, not a curated record. Lineage: Eukaryota; Metazoa; Placozoa; Uniplacotomia; Trichoplacea; Trichoplacidae. The annotation marks the transcript as partial. Gene Ontology annotation, cellular component: spindle microtubule; spindle pole centrosome; chromosome passenger complex. Gene Ontology annotation, biological process: regulation of cytokinesis; mitotic spindle organization; protein phosphorylation. The transcript has 10 exons.
AGAAAAAGAUGGACGUUGGACGAUUUUGAUAUUGGCAGACCAUUAGGCAAAGGGAAAUUUGGUAGCGUGUACUUAGCAAGAGAAAAACAGAGUAAAUACAUUGUUGCGUUAAAGGUUCUAUUUAAAUCUCAACUACAAAAGGCAAAUGUUGAGCACCAGCUAAGACGCGAGAUUGAAAUUCAAUCUCAUUUGCGCCAUCCUAAUAUUCUACGAUUGUAUGGGUAUUUUUACGAUACGAGCCGUGUGUACCUUAUACUUGAGUUUGCACCAGGUGGAGAACUGUACAAAGAAUUGCAACGGCAGAAAGUAUUUGAUGAACCAAGAGCUGCUAAAUUUAUUGCACAACUCUCCGAUGCAUUGAGGUACUGUCACACAAAAAAGGUCAUUCACAGAGAUAUAAAGCCUGAAAACUUAUUACUCGGUAUAAAGGGUGAUCUUAAGAUUGCUGAUUUCGGUUGGUCUGUUCAUGCUCCAUCAUCAAGGCGAACUACACUAUGUGGAACGCUGGAUUACCUACCUCCUGAAAUGAUCAUCGGUGAUGAACACGACGAUAAGGUUGAUUUAUGGAGCUUGGGCAUAUUAUGCUAUGAAUUUCUUGUUGGUUGCCCACCAUUCGAGACUAAAACUCAUGAAGAUACUUAUAAAAGAAUUAUCAAGGUUGAUUUAAAGUUUCCAGAGAACAAACUGAGUCCUGAGGCUAUGGAUUUAAUCAGAAAGCUUCUAUGUCGUAAACCCUCUGAAAGAUUAUCACUUGAUGGCGUAAUGUCACACCCCUGGAUCGUAAAACAUGUUCAAAAUGAUGCAAAAAAUUAA